AUGGGUGCUGUUACGCUGCUGGAUGGCGGCAUUGGCCACCUGCUCAAGGCCAAGGGCGUGGAGCGGCUGGUGCCGGGCCUGGAGUACGAGCAGCUCUUCCUGGCGGGAGCGGAUGUGAUCACGGUCAACAGCUUUGCCUGCACGGAGUGGUCGCUGGGGCGGAUAGGCAAGGCGGGGCUGCAGCAGGAGCUGCUGGAAGCGGCGGCGCGGCUGGCACGCGCGGCCGCGACAGAAGCGGCCAGCAGCGGCAGCGGGCGGCAGGUGCUGGUGGCAGGCUGCCUGCCGCCGCUGAGGGAGAGCUACCAGGCGCAGGCGAGCGGGCUGCGGGCCUUUGAGGAGAUGCAGCCAGAGUACAAUCUGCUGGCAGGCAAGCGCGACGCUGCGGUUCACCACUGCGACCUGCUGCUGUGCGAGACGCUUUCCACCUGCACCGAGGGGCUGGCGGCGGGCACCGCGGCCGCCGCCUCUGGCCUGCCCUGGUGGGCCAGCUGGACGAUUGAGGACCGGGACGACGACGCGGUGGUGGCGGUGGCGGAGCUGCCGGGGCUGGAAGCGGUGCUGGUCAACUGCUGCUCCCCGCAGGCGGUGGCCGCGGCGCUGCCGGUGCUCAAGGCGGCCGCACCGCCUGGCAAGACUACGAUGCAGGCAUGGCGGGGCAAGCUGGACGGGAUCAUCCUGGCGGAGGCCUACGCUCGGCAUGCGGCGCGCUGGGUGGAUCUGGGAGCCAGCAUCGUUGGGGGCUGCUGCGGCGUGGGGCCUCGCCACAUCGAGCUAAUCAGGCGGCGGCUGUAG
Chlorella variabilis is the source of this 792-nucleotide messenger RNA. RefSeq lists its product as hypothetical. NCBI's taxonomy places the organism in Eukaryota, Viridiplantae, Chlorophyta, Trebouxiophyceae, Chlorellales, Chlorellaceae. The record is from RefSeq and is a predicted model, not a curated record. The coding region runs from base 1 to 792 and encodes 263 amino acids. The transcript is spliced from 8 exons.